Lactuca virosa is the source of this 1700-nucleotide messenger RNA. The record is from the annotation of a GenBank genome assembly. Lineage: Eukaryota; Viridiplantae; Streptophyta; Magnoliopsida; Asterales; Asteraceae.
GAGUAUUAUAAAUAUUAUCGUAUCCAUACCAAACAUCACAACACAGCCUUCAACCUGCAACCAUGGAACCUCUCACCAUCGUCUCCCUCGCUGUGGCUUCAUUCCUUCUCUUUGUUUUUUGGGCAUUAUCACCAAAGACCUCCAAGAACUUGCCACCAGGUCCACCAAAACUACCCAUCAUCGGAAACAUACACCAACUCAAAAGCCCAACUCCUCAUCGAGUUCUUAGAAACUUAGCCAAGAAAUAUGGCCCCAUCAUGCAUCUACAGCUCGGACAAGUCUCUACAGUCGUCGUGUCUACACCUCGACUUGCUCGAGAGAUCAUGAAAACCAACGAUAUCAGCUUUGCUGACAGACCCACAACCACAACCUCCCAAAUAUUCUUUUAUAAAGCUCAAGACAUUGGGUGGGCUCCAUAUGGCGAAUACUGGAGGCAGAUGAAGAAGAUUUGCACCUUGGAGCUUCUUAGUGCCAAAAAAGUUCGAUCUUUUAGCUCUAUUCGGGAAGAGGAGCUUCGUCGUAUCAGUAAGGUUCUUGAAUCACAAGCCGGAACAACCGUCAACUUCACGGAAAUGACUGUGGAGAUGGUGAAUAAUGUCAUCUGCAAGGCUACGUUGGGAGAUUCCUGCAAAGACCAGGCUACUUUGAUCGAGGUGUUGUAUGAUGUGUUGAAAACUUUGAGUGCUUUCAAUCUAGCAUCGUAUUAUCCUGGUCUACAGUUUCUUAAUGUGAUCUUGGGGAAGAAAGCCAAGUGGUUGAAGAUGCAGAAACAGCUUGAUGACAUCUUGGAAGAUGUGUUAAAGGAACACAGAUCUAAAGGAAGAAACAAGAGCGAUCAAGAAGAUCUAGUUGAUGUUCUUUUGAGAGUCAAAGACACCGGUGGACUGGAUUUCACAGUCACAGAUGAACAUGUCAAAGCCGUUGUUCUGGAUAUGUUGACUGCUGGAACAGAUACAUCUUCAGCAACACUUGAAUGGGCGAUGACUGAGCUCAUGAGGAACCCUGAGAUGAUGAAGAGAGCACAAGAAGAAGUGAGAUCGGUGGUGAAAGGAGACACAAUCACCGAAACGGAUUUACAAAGCUUGCAUUACCUGAAACUAAUAGUAAAGGAAACACUGAGGUUACAUGCUCCUACACCUUUGUUAGUACCCAGAGAAUGCCGGCAAGAUUGCAACGUCGACGGAUACGAUAUUCCGGCCAAAACUAAGAUCCUUGUAAACGCUUGGGCUUGUGGAACAGACCCUGACAGUUGGAAAGAUGCAGAAAGCUUCAUCCCGGAGAGAUUUGAGAACUGUCCGAUCAAUUACAUGGGUGCAGAUUUCGAGUUCAUUCCGUUCGGUGCUGGCCGGAGAAUUUGCCCCGGACUUACAUUUGGGUUGAGUAUGGUUGAAUACCCACUUGCUAAUUUCUUGUAUCAUUUUGAUUGGAAACUUCCAAAUGGAUUGAAACCCCAUGAGCUUGACAUCACAGAAAUCACAGGGAUUUCAACAUCGCUCAAACAUCAGUUGAAAAUCGUCCCGAUCCUCAAGUCCUAGGCAAAGUAAAAGAAGCUGCUGCUAUAAUAGGACCACCCAUGUCAUGUGCUCUCGCCGGUUUUUGUUCUUGUUGUAUCGAUCGUAUACAAACUUUGCCUGUAAUUUUUAUUAUGUAAUCACAAUAAUAUGAAUAAUUAUUAUUUAUUAAUGACGAUUGACGAGAGC